Molecule: messenger RNA, 4148 nt
Organism: Sinocyclocheilus anshuiensis
Lineage: Eukaryota; Metazoa; Chordata; Actinopteri; Cypriniformes; Cyprinidae
Product: ras-specific guanine nucleotide-releasing factor 1
Exons: 27
Coding region: 332-4102 (1256 amino acids)
Biological process (GO): Ras protein signal transduction
Cellular component (GO): plasma membrane
Molecular function (GO): guanyl-nucleotide exchange factor activity
Source: RefSeq, a predicted model, not a curated record
ACGUGAGAACGCGACAAACCAUCACUCGCAUACACUGUAGCCUAAUUCUCCCCGCUCACUGCGUCACAGAAGAGGUAACGGGUGGCAUUUCUGCAUCUUUUCCCAAAGCUUGCACGCAUUCGACAACAUUACGAUGGUAGACUUUGGCAUUCUUCGUUUUUCUCUGCGCUUCUUCCCUACUUCAUGCCAAAGCGGUGAUUGCAGUGGAUGGGCAGAACGUGCCAGGCGUCGUUUCUAAUCCAGAAAGUGCCCGUCUGCUCGGGGAUCUCGCGCUAAGAAGAUGUAAGACCCAAAACAAGCCUCCCCCCUCCCCAGCACCUUAUUCACAAAAAUGCAGAAGGGAAUUCGACUUAAUGAUGGUCAUGUCACCUACCUGGGUCUUUUGGCAAAGAAAGAUGGCACGAGGCGAGGCUGCUUAAGCAAAAAGAGCUCCGACAACACAAAAUGGCACACCAAGUGGUUUGCUCUGUUGCAAAAUAUGCUUUUUUAUUUUGAGACCGAGUCCAGCUCGCGACCCUCGGGAUUAUACCUGUUGGAGGGAUGCGUGUGUGACAGGUCGCCCUCUCCCAAACCUUCACUGUCAGCCAAGGAGUGCUUAGAAAAACAGUAUUAUUUCACAGUCAGCUUCAGCCAUGAGAAUCAGAAGGCUCUGGAGCUUCGUACAGAAGAUGUUAAGGACUGCGAUGAAUGGGUGGCAGCAAUAUCACAUGCCAGCUACAGAAACCUGGCCACCGAGCAUGAAACACUCAUGCAGAAGUACCUCCAUCUACUCCAAAUCGUGGAGACCGAGAAAACAGUUGCUAAGCAACUUCGACAACAGAUAGAAGAUGGGGAGAUUGAGAUUGAACGUCUAAAAUCAGAGAUUGCAGCAAUGCUCAAAGACAAUGAGAAGAUUCAGUCGAAUCCCACCACUGCUCCUAGCGAUAAUGAUUCAGAAAUCAAGAAAAUCAAGAAAGUACAAAGCUUCUUGAGGGGUUGGAUGUGUCGGCGAAAGUGGAAGACCAUCAUUCAGGACUACAUCCGUUCGCCACAUGCGGAGAGCAUGAGAAAGAGGAACCAAGUUGUCUUUAGCAUGCUGGAGGCAGAGGCUGAGUACGUCCAACAACUCCACAUCCUUGUCAACAACUUCUUGAGACCGCUUCGCAUGGCUGCCAGUUCCAAGAAACCGCCCAUAACUCAUGAUGAUGUCAGCAGCAUAUUCCUCAACAGUGAAACCAUAAUGUUUCUGCAUCAGAUAUUCUACCAAGGGUUGAAAGCUCGAAUAGCAAGCUGGCCAACAUUAGUAUUGGCCGACCUAUUUGACAUCCUGUUGCCCAUGCUGAACAUCUACCAGGAGUUUGUACGUAACCACCAGUACAGUUUGCAGAUCCUGGCCCACUGCAAGCAGAACCGUGACUUCGACAAGCUGCUUAAACAGUAUGAAGCCAAGCCUGACUGUGAGGAGCGCACGCUGGAGACGUUCCUCACUUACCCCAUGUUCCAGAUUCCUCGUUACAUACUGACCCUCCAUGAGCUGUUAGCGCAUACACCGCAUGAGCAUGUGGAGAGAAACAGCUUGGAUUACGCCAAGUCAAAGCUGGAGGAACUUUCCAGAAUUAUGCACGAUGAGGUUAGCGAGACGGAGAACAUUAGGAAGAACCUCGCUAUCGAGCGGAUGAUCGUGGAGGGCUGUGAGAUUCUCCUAGACACCAGCCAGACCUUUGUCAGACAAGGAUCUCUGAUACAAGUGCCCAUGAGUGAGAAAGGCAAGAUCACCCGUGGCCGACUGGGCUCUCUGUCUCUGAAGAAGGAGGGAGAGAGGCAGUGUUUCCUCUUCUCCAAGCAUCUGAUUAUCUGCACUAGAGGCUCUGGAGGAAAACUACACCUCACCAAGAAUGGAGUAGUGUCGCUCAUUGACUGCACACUGAUAGAGGAACCAGAGGGCACAGAUGACGAGUCCAAGUCAGACAAGAGCGGUCAGGACAUGGAGCACCUGGAUUUUAAGAUUGUGGUGGAGCCCAAAGACAGCCAGUCCUUCACCAUCAUCCUGGUGGCCUCAUCGCGGCAAGAGAAGUCAGCCUGGACCAGUGACAUCAGCCAGUGCAUAGAUAAUAUUCGUUGUAAUGGGCUGAUGAUGAACGCCUUUGAGGAGAACUCUAAAGUCACUGUGCCCCAGAUGAUCAAGUCUGAUGCCAGUCUGUACUGUGAUGACGUGGACAUCCGCUUCAGUAAGAUGAUGAACUCGUGUAAGGUGUUGCAGAUCCGCUAUGCCAGCGUGGAACGCCUGCUGGAGAGGUUGACCGACCUGCGCUUCCUCUCCAUCGACUUCCUCAACACCUUCCUGCACUCCUACCGUGUGUUCACCAGCGCAGACGUAGUCCUUGACAAACUCAUUACCAUAUACAAGAAGCCUAUCAGUGCCAUACCUGCCCGAUCCCUGGAGCUGUUUUUCGCGAGCAGCCAGAACAACAAGCUCCUGUACGGAGAGCCACCUAAGUCGCCCCGUGCCAGCCGCAAGUUCUCCUCCCCACCCCCGCUGGCCAUUACCAAGACCUCGUCCCCCAACCGCCGCCGCAAACUGUCCCUCAACAUCCCCAUCAUCACCGGUGGGAAGGCUCUGGACCUGGCUGCCCUUAGCUGUUCCUCCAAUGGCUAUGCAAGCAUGUACUCCUCCAUGUCCCCUUUCAGCAAGACCACGCUGGACAUCAACAAGCUCUACGUGUCCAGCCCCAUCACCAGCAAGAUUCCUGACGAGGGCGAAGGCAAGACGGACAAAGAUGAUGAGGUUUCGCUGUGCAAACAGGACAUUUCAGUGAGGGAGGAAAUCGAUAACGACCAGAUCCAGAGUGAUGAGGCAGAGGCUGAAGUGUCGCCCACCAAAUCACCCACCACUCCCAAAAACGUCAAAUGCAAAAACUCCUCAGAAUUCUCUCUGUUCUCGUACAACAAUGGCAUGGUGAUGUCGUCCUGUCGGGAGCUGGAUAACAACCGUAGCGCCUUGUCUGCUGCUUCUGCCUUCGCCAUUGCCACUGCAGGUGCCAACGAGGGCACGCCAACCAAGGAGAAGUACCGCCGCAUGUCUCUGGCAAGCACAGGGUUCCCCACGGAUCAGAGGAACGGAGAUAAGGAGUUUGUGAUUCGUCGAGCUGCAACUAACAGAGUUCUCAAUGUCCUCAGGCACUGGGUGUCCAAACACUCGCAGGACUUUGAAACCAACACUGAGCUCAAAAUGAAAGUGAUUAGUUUCCUGGAGGAGGUGAUGCAUGACCCUGAACUUCUGACCCAAGAAAGGAAAGCUGCUGCCAACAUCAUACGGACAUUGACACAGGAGGAUCCUGGUGACAAUCAGAUCUCUCUGGAGGAGGUGCUGCAGAUGGCGGAAGGAGGAAAGUCAGAGCCUUUUGAGAAUCAUUCGGCUCUUGAGAUCGCAGAACAGCUCACCCUGCUGGACCACCUUGUUUUCAAAGUCAUACCAUACGAGGAGUUUUUUGGUCAAGGGUGGAUGAAGAACGACAAGAAUGAGAAGACACCUUACAUCAUGAAAACGACAAAACACUUCAAUGAUAUCAGUAACCUGAUCGCUACAGAGAUCCUGUGCAGUGAGGAUGUGAAUGUACGGGUAGCAGUGAUAGAGAAGUGGGUGGCAGUGGCCGAUAUCUGCCGCUGUCUCCAUAACUACAAUGCCGUGCUGGAAAUCACCUCAUCCCUCAAUCGCAGCUCCAUCUUCCGUCUGAAGAAGACCUGGCUCAAAGUGUCCAAACAGACCAAAACAGUCAUUGACAAGCUGCAGAAGUUGGUCUCAUCUGAAGGAAGAUUCAAGAACCUCAGAGAGGCCUUAAAAAAUUGUGACCCUCCCUGUGUGCCAUAUUUGGGAAUGUACCUCACUGAUUUGGCCUUUAUUGAGGAGGGGACGCCCAACUACACAGAGGACAACCUGGUCAAUUUUUCCAAAAUGAGAAUGAUUUCCCAUAUCAUCCGUGAAAUCAGGCAGUUUCAGCAAACGGCAUACAAGAUUGAUUACCAGCCAAAGGCAGCACUGUAUUUACUGGACAGAAGCUCAGUAAUGGAUGAAGAAGGCCUGUAUGAAGCCUCUCUCAGAAUUGAGCCUAAAGUGCCCAACUGAGAGAGGCUCUGCCUAACGUCUACACAAUGUACAGACACCACGCUCU